Molecule: messenger RNA, 606 nt
Organism: Mesorhabditis belari
Lineage: Eukaryota; Metazoa; Nematoda; Chromadorea; Rhabditida; Rhabditidae
Source: the annotation of a GenBank genome assembly
AUGUUGCUUCAGGCUCCACCAUUCAAUGAUGCCAACCCAGCUUAUCCUAUGGAUUUCUGUGUCGAGUAUCAUGAUUUGGUUGUGUUUGCUGAUUUUACUCACAGACUUGCAACCAUCGCUGGCUUUAAGCAGAUGACGAUUCCACCUGCUGAAGCAACCAGUGAUUCAUCAUUUGAAGACGGUGAUAUUUCGUCGGAGGAAUUCGACGAUCACAAGUCUGAAAAUCAUAUCAUUAUCAAUCACGAGUUGAAGAUGCAGUUUCACCUCGACCCUGCCCGUCCCAAAAUCAAAUUCAUCGAAGGGUUGCCAAUGGAUUACACUUUCCACAACGGGGUUUUCGAAUAUCCGGCAAUUGGACAAAGAUUCUUGGCCGUCAAUCCUCAAAGAUGCAACAGAGCGAAGCGGGUGGUCAUUGUGGUGGCCAAUCUGACUCUUCAAGUGGCCAUGCCGAAUGGCGGCGGCGGUGGCCCUGUACGGCGUGCUCGUGGUCGUCCUCCUGCCCAGCUUCAACAGUACGUUGAUGUUUCGGAGCAAGGCAACGAUGGUGAGAUGUUGUUCUGUUUCGAUCUAUAUGGAUCUUCUUUCCGGCUCUUCAAUAAGACUAAA